Molecule: messenger RNA, 208 nt
Organism: Monoraphidium neglectum
Lineage: Eukaryota; Viridiplantae; Chlorophyta; Chlorophyceae; Sphaeropleales; Selenastraceae
Exons: 1
Source: RefSeq, a predicted model, not a curated record
AUGGAUGCAGGAGAUCCCAGCAGGGGCACGCCAAGCUUGCAGGACAUCUUCAGCCUGCGCAGACCUAAGGACUUCAAGGCGGGCUUGUCGAGCGGGGCCAAGUCUUUUGGAAAGGGCCUCGUGGGAGGAAUUGUUGGCCUCAUAGCGGCGCCCGUGGUAGGGGCCACGCAGGAUGGGUUCGUCGGGUUUGCAAAAGGUGUCGCCACCG